GCGUAUGUGUCCGCUCAGACACACAAUAUAGCAGACCGUCUGAAGACUUUAGAGCAGGAGGUUACACGAGGAGCAACAGCGAUAGUGGCCCUCAUCCUCAAAAACAAACUCUACAUCGCUAACGUAGGCACUAAUCGAGCUCUCCUGUGCAAAACCACCAGUGAUGGUCAGAAUCAGGUGAUCCAGAUCGGCCGAGCACACACCACUGAUAAUGAAGACGAGCUGACCAGACUCGCACAGCUGGGUCUGGAUCCGGUGCGCUUGAGACAGACAGCAGUGAUCUCAGGUCAGAGCAGCACUCGCCGCAUCGGAGAUUAUAAAGUCAAGUUCAACUACACAGACAUCGACGUGCUCAGUGCAGCAAAGCAUAAGCCAAUCAUCGCAGAGCCUGAGAUCCACGGCGGCCAAUCACUGGCAGGCGUGACGGGCUUCUUGCUGCUGAUGUCAGAGGGGCUCAUCAAAGCCCUGGAGGCGGCACACGGACCGGAGCAGGUCAACCAGGAGGUGGUGGCGAUGGUGGCGGCGGAGCUGGCGCAGCAGGGCAGUCUGGAGGCCGCGGCGCAGGCGGUGGUGGAGCGGGUGAAGCGUCUGCAUCAUGAUGUGUUCGUGAGCGGCAGACAGAGGGCGCAACACUGCGCUCACCACGAGGACAUGACCCUGCUGAUCAGAGUCAUCAACUACACACUCGCUGACGGAUCGCUCACACCAACACAAGGAGGCCGGAUCUACCCAGUGUCUGUGCCAUACUCAAACCAUCAGAGCACCAGUAAAACCAGCGUGACUCUGUCUUUGGUCAUGCCGGCUCAGGGAACGCUGACCAACGGCUCCAGCACCUCAUCCACACUGGAGGGAGACACGCCCACUGCUGGCAAUCAGAGCCCCUCGACGACGCUGCAGUCGACGAACACACACACGCAGAGCUCCAGCUCCAGCUCGGGGGACGGCAGCCUGUUCCGGCAGAGGAGCAACCAGGCAGCGCAGCCGGACGAGACGGGCCGUGUGCCGCCAUACGUGGACUUCACCCAGUUCUUCCGGCUCUGGGGGAAAGACCACAACGACAGCCAGACUGUGAGCGCAGAGCUAGGGCCGCAGUGACCACACACACACACACACACACAUCUGUGAGCACAGUCCGUCGUCUCUGACUGUGUGGUGGAUGGAGGAGCUGGACUGACUCUAUAAAAGGGAAGAGACUGUGUUCACUCACGGUGACGUCUGCUCAUUACUCUUCAGUUUUACCCCUUCACGUUCUCUGACCUGCUUGUCUGCUUCAUGUAAAGUCACCGAGAGCAGUUCUGCAGUCGUCUGUCUGUCUGUCUGUCUGUUUCUGUGUGUUAUUGGAGUUUUAGUGCCUUCCUAUAAUAAACAUAGAAGCUUGAUUAAAAAUCUA
Molecule: messenger RNA, 1390 nt
Organism: Danio rerio (zebrafish)
Lineage: Eukaryota; Metazoa; Chordata; Actinopteri; Cypriniformes; Danionidae
Source: RefSeq, a predicted model, not a curated record